AUGGACGAUCCUCAGACCUUCAUCGACCCGAACCUGACAGCUCCAGACCUGGUUGUCCUGAAGGACCUAUAUCGAGACAUCACAGCCCAGCCCAGUACAACCCAUCUCUCCGCACAGCAAAAACAAGAAACCAAACAGCAUCAUGACGACGAAACCGCCGACUCGAUCGAAAAGCUGCAUGCUUUCAACACCCCUUCACACCCGUCCUUCGAGCCCACUGUCUUCGUGAGCUGCGACUUGCCCUACCUGCGCGCCAAACUCCCUCCAGCCAUAUACAACCACCUACUCCUCCCAUACAUCAGCUUUGCCCGCAGAAUUGUCCGCGUCGAGACCGACGUGGUCAUGCUCACCCACCUGAUUCUCUACUUCUCGACCUCCGUGCCUUCCGCGCUCCUCCUAUACCGCCACUUCACGUACCCGCACGCCGUGCUGCACUGGCUGAUGCAGAGCUACUACGUCGGCACAUACACCUUAAUGAUGCACCAGCACAUCCACAUGGGCGGCAUCCUGUCCAAAGCGAACCCUCUCCUCCGCCUCUUCGACGCCGUCUUUCCCUACAUCACGAACCCACUGAUGGGCCAUACUUGGAACUCGUACUACUAUCACCACAUCAAACACCACCACGUCGAAGGCAACGGGCCGGACGAUCUCUCCUCUACCCUGCGCUACCAGCGUGACUCGCUGCCGGAUUUCCUACACUAUGUGCUGCGCUUCAUGUUCCUGGUGUGGAUUGAGUUGCCACUGUACUUCCUCCGCAAGGGCCAUUAUGUGCAGAGCUUAAAGGCGUUCUUCUGGGAGUUCUCCAGCUACAUCUCUAUCGCCGCGCUGUACAAAUACGUCGAUGCACGUGCGACCGUGUUUGUCUUCAUCAUCCCGCUUGCGCUGCUCAGGGUUGGGCUGAUGGUGGGCAACUGGGGCCAGCAUGCGCUCGUGGACGAGGAGGAUCCGACGUCUGAUCUACGCAGCAGCAUUACGCUGAUUGACGUUGCGUCCAAUCGCUUCUGCUAUAAUGAUGGCUACCACACCUCGCACCACCUCAACCCGCGACGACACUGGCGCGACCACCCGCUUGCGCUGCUCCGCGCCAAGGACAAGUACCAGAACGAGCGAGCGCUGAUCUUCAAAAAUAUAGACUAUAUCAUGAUGACCGUGAAGCUAAUGCAGAAGGACUAUACGUAUCUCGCGAAAUGCCUUGUGCCAAUCGGCGAGCAGCAGAUAGGGAUGACGCUUGAGCAGAAAGCGGCGAUGCUGCGGACGAAGACGAGGAGGUUUUCGGAGCAAGAGAUUAAGCAGAAGUAUGGUUGUAAAUAG
This is a messenger RNA of Talaromyces proteolyticus, 1311 nucleotides long. RefSeq lists its product as uncharacterized. Bases 1 to 1311 code for a protein of 436 amino acids. The transcript is spliced from 2 exons. NCBI's taxonomy places the organism in Eukaryota, Fungi, Ascomycota, Eurotiomycetes, Eurotiales, Trichocomaceae. The record is from RefSeq and is a predicted model, not a curated record. Gene Ontology annotation, biological process: lipid metabolic process.